Molecule: messenger RNA, 1729 nt
Organism: Mangifera indica (mango)
Lineage: Eukaryota; Viridiplantae; Streptophyta; Magnoliopsida; Sapindales; Anacardiaceae
Product: UPF0481 protein At3g47200-like
Exons: 3
Coding region: 350-1633 (427 amino acids)
Source: RefSeq, a predicted model, not a curated record
ACUAUGGUACAAACCGUAUAUUCCAUCUUGCAAGUUCUGUAAUUUUAAUUAUACUUGUAUUAGAUCCAGAAUCUACUUGUAUUAUUGUAAUUUUCAGUUUUAAGCCUCUUUUAACAUUUUGUUGCAGUGGAAGAAAAUACCACCAGACGUGUUAUUCACAAAAGCUCAGCUUCUAUCUUUUUUCUCUCUUAAAUCUUCUCAAUCAUAAAGCAAAAGAGCAGUAUACAAGAGCAAAGAGAGAAACUGCGACGUGUCUGUGGGCUGUGGCUGUGAGUUGUGACAUUUGAGAGAGAAGGAUUCUACACACUGUCAUCACACUUGUAUCUCUUGGAGUCUGAAAUUCAGAGCAAUGAACUCGGAGAUUACUGCAGCCUUUGAGAAUGAAGAUCUGGUCGAGGAGUUGCCAAUUGACAUUAUUGAAAACGUUGAGACCGAGCCGAAUCCUGAUUGGUGCUGUAUUUUCAGGGUGCCUAAAAGGAUUCGUAGUGUAAAAAAAGAACUCUACACUCCUCAGUUAAUUUCUAUUGGUCCUCUUCACCAUGGCAAACCAGAAUUAGCUGAUAUGGAAAUGAAAAAGAAACAGUUCAUGAAAAGCUUUCUUCAACGAACAACAACCAAGAAAAUAGAUAAGAUUUUCAGCUACAUCAAGGAUAAUGAAGAACAGAUUCGUGCUUGUUAUGCAGAAACAUCUACAUUGGGGAGUCUUGAGUUUGUUAUGAUGAUUCAAUAUGAUUGUAUCUUCAUCAUGGAAAUCUUCUUAAGAAAGAGACUUCAAGAUAGAAGUGAUAUAGAUACAUUACCAAUAAUACAGUAUAGUUUACGGAUCGACCUGCAAUUAUUUGAAAAUCAACUUCCAUAUUUUAUUCUUGAGGAAAUAUACAAGUUGGCUUUCGUUGGCCCCGACUUACCUACCUUCAUGGACCUUUCUAUUGAUUUCUUUGGCAGCAGUUUUAUGGGUGAAAAAUUGAGUAGAAUAACUCCCGGGGUGGGAGUUAAACAUUUCACUGAUUGGAUAAGAAUUAGUCUACUCAAAGAGUACCCAGGUUCAAAGUUAGUCGAAGGAGUGAUUUAUGAUUUACCUUGUGCAGUGAAGCUACAUGAGUUAGGGAUAAAGUUUAUUAAAAAAGAACGGAGCUUAUUUGAUAUAGAAUUUAAAAAGCGAUGGGAGCGGAUCCCAUUUUUUGAAGUCUCUGAAUUGCAUAUACCACAGUUAGGUAUAGGUGAUGAGACUGAACUUCUACUCAGAAAUAUUAUUGCUUUGGAGCAGUGCAUUUACCCAAAUGAUGCUCUAGUUUGCGAUUACAUUCAUCUGAUAGAUUUUCUUAUCAAUACUGAGAAAGAUGUGGAUUUGCUUGUUGAAAAUCAAAUUAUUUCCAAUCAAAUGGGGGAGAAUGUUUCAGUGGCAACUAUGUUUAACACACUUUGUCAAAAUGUAAUUACAAGCAAAUCGCCCUACCAUAACAUAUGCAAGCAGCUCAAAGAACACUGCAACAAUCCUUGGAACAGAGCCAAGGCAACUUUGAAAAGAGUAUAUUUCAGCAAUCCAUGGAGGGGCACAGCAACUGUUGCAGCAAUAAUACUCUUGUUUCUUACUGUCAUACAAACCGUAUGUUCUAUUUGGCAAGUUGUGUAAUUUUAAUUGAUAAUUGUAUUAGAUCCAAAAUCUACUUGUAUUAUUGUAAUAUUCAGUGUGAAGCUCCUUGUUUUAAUAAGAAUAUGUGUUUGUAUA